AUGACUCAAACUGCUCCAACUCCUUCUCUUGAUUUUAGCAUCAAUGCCGAACAAGUAGAGAAGAUCACUGCUGAUAUCAUCGCUGAGGAGCUUGCCGUCAAUGAUCUCGUUGCUUCCUUGAAGCCUGAGGAGCAAACCUACGAGAAUAUUGUGGUCCGUUUGGCUAGAAUCGAAAAUGAACUCUCAGGUAAGGUUCAACUGGUGAGCUCCUUGAGUCAGAUUUCCCCUGAUGCUGCUGUCCGUGAGGCUUCCGUUGCCGCUGAAACCAAAUACGACCAAUUCAGCAUUGAGCAAAGCAUGCGCCAUGACAUUUACUCUGUUAUUACCAGCUACAUUGCCAAGACGGAUCUCGAUAGUUUGGAUGCCGAGGAUGCUCGUCUUUUGCGUAAAAUGGAACGCAGCUUCCGUCGUAACGGUCUUCAUUUGUCAGAGGAGAAGCGUAACGAGUUCAAGGAGCUCCGCAAGAGACUAAGCGAAGUCUGUAUCGAAUUCAACAAGAACUGGGCUCGUGAAAGCAGCACUAUCAAAUUCACAAAGGAAGAAUUGGAAGGGCUUGACGAUGACUUUUUGGAUGGUCUGAAGACUGAAGAGGAAGACGGUGUUACCAAGUACAUUUUGACCAUGAAGUAUCCUGAUGUUCGUCCUGUUCUCAAAUUAUGUAAGAAUGAAAAUACCCGCAAGGCCCAUGCUACUGCAUACGAAUCUCGCAACAAGGAGAACAUUCCUUUGCUUGAAGAGGCUGUCAAGUUGCGUCGCCAGGCUGCCAAGAUUUUGGGCUACAAAUCUCAUGCUGAUUAUGUCCUCGAAGUCAAGAUGGCCAAGACUGUCAGUGCUGUUGACGAGUUCUUGAAGGAUUUGGCCGACAAAUUGCAUGAACCUGGAUUGAAGGAGAUUGACGAACUCAAGGAGCUCAAAAAGGCUGAAAAAGCUGCCCGCGGCGAAAAGUUUGACGGUAGCUUCAAUGCUUGGGACUCCAGCUAUUACCAACGCAUUCUUCUUGAAAAUGAAUAUUCUGUCGAUCAAGAGCAAAUCAAGCAAUACUUCAGUUUAGAAACCACCAUUCAAAAAAUGUUGGACAUCUAUGAAAAGGUCUUGGGACUCAAGUUUGUCAAGGUGCCUGCUGAUAAGGCUGUUGUAUGGCACCCUGAUGUCCAGCUUUUUGAAUGUUGGGAUGCUGCUGAGGACAAGAGCUUUUCUGGUUUCAUGUACCUUGAUCUGUUCCCUCGUGAAAACAAGUAUCCCCAUGCCGCUUGUUUUCCUCUUCAGCCUUCUUAUAUAGCCCAAGAUGGUGAGCGCGUUGCUCCCAUUGCUGCCAUGGUUGCCAAUUUCACCAAGCCAACCGCUGAUAAACCUUCUUUGCUAAAGCACGAUGAAGUUGUUACAUUAUUCCAUGAAUUGGGCCAUGUGAUGCAUCAUUUGUGUUCUCGCACAAAGUACGCUCGAUUCCAUGGUACCUCUGUCGAAGGUGAUUUCGUAGAAGCCCCAUCUCAAAUGCUUGAAAACUGGUGCUACGAUCCCAAGUCCCUCAAAUAUCUCACGUCCCACUUCAAGACUAGCGAGCCUAUUUCUGACGAGAUCAUUGACCGCAUUGUAAAGGCCAAGAAUGUCGACGCCGCUAUGCUCAACUUACGCCAACUGUUCUUUGGUAUCUAUGAUAUGGCCAUUCACACUUCUGACGAUGAGAAUCUCGAUACGACAAAGGUGUACAACGAUCUCCGUGAGAAGAUAUCCUUGAUUGCUGCUCCUAAAGGUAGUUUCGGUCAAGCUGCCUUUGGCCAUUUGAUGGGUGGUUAUGAUGCUGGUUAUUAUGGCUACAUGUGGUCCAAGGUAUUCUCUAGUGAUAUGUUCUUUAGCAAGUUCGAAAAGGAUACACUCUCCCCUGAGGUUGGCUUUUCAUACAGAAAGAAUAUUCUUGAAAAAGGCAGUAGCAAGGAUGGCAUGGAUCUUUUGAAGGCCUUCCUUGGCAGAGAACCCUCUUCAGAUGCCUUUAUGAGAGAAGAUAUUGGUAUUAGCAACUAA
Messenger RNA from Mucor velutinosus, 2019 nucleotides. RefSeq lists its product as uncharacterized. NCBI's taxonomy places the organism in Eukaryota, Fungi, Mucoromycota, Mucoromycetes, Mucorales, Mucoraceae. Gene Ontology annotation, cellular component: mitochondrial intermembrane space. Gene Ontology annotation, molecular function: metalloendopeptidase activity. The record is from RefSeq and is a predicted model, not a curated record. Bases 1 to 2019 code for a protein of 672 amino acids. Gene Ontology annotation, biological process: proteolysis; peptide metabolic process. The transcript has 17 exons.